AGAGCCGAGCCGGCGGCUCCGCGGAGCAGCAGCAGCCUGUGCCACCGCCGCCGGGCCCUCCGUGUCCCCUCCCCGUCCCGCCCCCCGGCCCCUGGUGCCCCGGCCCCUCCCCACCUCGCUCCUUCCUCCGUCCCUCCCUCCCGCUCCGCUCUCCCCCCGGCUGCGGCCCGACCCGGCCCGCCAGCCGGGCCGGCAGGAGGGCGGCGGCGGCAGAACCAUGAGCUUUGAGGGCGACCGCGGCGGCGGUCGGUGUCGCGGGGCGGAGAGCGGGGACGCCGAGCCGCCUCCCCCGCCGCCGCCGCCGGCAGAGCCGGCCCCGGUCCCCGCGACCCCGCGCUACCCGCCGCCGCUGCCCGUGCCCCCCGAGGGCGCCGCCGGGCCGAGCGAGCCGCCGGGGGAGGUGGCCCCGCGGCGCAGGGGCACCGACGAGCUGCCGCCGCCGCCGCCGCGGUCCCUGCCGCCCGCCGGCCAGGAGGUGUGCGCGGCGGCCGGAGACUCUGCGGAAGGUCCGAGGCGCCUCCCGGAGUCGGCGGACCCCGAGGCGGCGGCGGCGAAGGGCGGCCCCGCGGAGCCCAAGGCCAGCGCCAGCGGGGAGGGCGAGCGGCAGGGCGCCGGCGACCAGACCGAGACGCGCUCGGUGUGCAGCAGCCGGAGCAGCAGCAGCGGCGGCGGCGACCAGCGCGCUGGGCACCAGCACCAGCACCACCAGCCCAUCUGCAAGAUCUGCUUCCAGGGCGCCGAGCAGGGUGAGCUGUUAAAUCCCUGCCGAUGUGAUGGGUCAGUGCGGUAUACACAUCAGCUGUGCCUGCUAAAGUGGAUCAGUGAGAGAGGUUCCUGGACCUGUGAACUCUGUUGUUACAGAUACCAUGUCAUAGCCAUUAAAAUGAAACAACCGUGCCAGUGGCAAAGCAUUUCUAUAACACUGGUUGAGAAAGUUCAGAUGAUUGCUGUAAUCCUAGGAUCCCUGUUCUUGAUAGCGAGUGUGACUUGGCUCCUCUGGUCAGCCUUCAGCCCCUAUGCAGUGUGGCAGAGGAAGGACAUCCUUUUUCAAAUCUGCUAUGGAAUGUAUGGUUUUAUGGAUCUAGUGUGCAUAGGUCUCAUUGUCCAUGAAGGAGCUGCAGUUUACAGGGUUUUUAAGCGCUGGCGAGCUGUGAAUUUGCACUGGGAUGUAUUAAACUAUGACAAAGCCACAGACAUCGAAGAGAGCAGCCGGGGAGAGUCUUCCACAAGUAGGACUUUGUGGUUGCCAUUGACAGCUCUGCGGAACAGAAACUUGGUCCACCCAACACAGUUAACCUCACCCCGGUUUCAGUGUGGGUACGUGUUGUUGCAUCUGUUCAAUCGGAUGAGGCCCCAUGAAGAUUUGUCGGAAGAUAACAGCUCGGGGGAGGUUGUGAUGAGAGUGACUUCAGUGUGACAGAAGCAUAAGAUGAUGCAGUGUGGACCACCCUGCACCUUUUGGAAUGUAGUUGCAAUGAAUGGUGAAACCAUAGCACUUCUAAAAACAAACAUCUAUGAACUUUUUAAAAUUUAUGCUUUUUAUAUGAACAUUUGAAUUGCAAAUACAUUUUUCUGAAAAAAAGA
Molecule: messenger RNA, 1584 nt
Organism: Lemur catta (Ring-tailed lemur)
Lineage: Eukaryota; Metazoa; Chordata; Mammalia; Primates; Lemuridae
Gene: MARCHF11
Product: membrane associated ring-CH-type finger 11
Exons: 4
Coding region: 218-1417 (399 amino acids)
Biological process (GO): protein ubiquitination
Molecular function (GO): zinc ion binding; ubiquitin-protein transferase activity
Source: RefSeq, a predicted model, not a curated record